Brienomyrus brachyistius is the source of this 1778-nucleotide messenger RNA. It is a transcript of the gene lipib, whose product is annotated as lipase, member Ib. The coding region runs from base 52 to 1410 and encodes 452 amino acids. The transcript has 10 exons. NCBI's taxonomy places the organism in Eukaryota, Metazoa, Chordata, Actinopteri, Osteoglossiformes, Mormyridae. Gene Ontology annotation, biological process: lipid metabolic process. The record is from RefSeq and is a predicted model, not a curated record. Gene Ontology annotation, molecular function: carboxylic ester hydrolase activity; lipase activity.
CCUGCCCAGAAGCUGACAGCUCAGUGAAGUGUCUCUCUCGCUGCUGACAGCAUGAAGUCCUACUUGCUGCUUCUUCUGCUCUGUUUCCUCGCAGGAUGCAAAGGCCAGAAGAGUGAGUGUGACAGCUUCACUGACCUGAAUUUCCACGAGUCCUUUAUGGGGACCAGCCUGUCCGUGAAGCUGUUGCUGUACACAGGGGCCAAUCCAGACUGCGGCCACCAGCUGUCACAUCAUGACCUCACACACCAGCCACUAUUCAAUCUGAGCCGGCGGACGGCCAUGGUGAUCCACGGGUACCGGCCCACGGGGGCCCCUCCCAUCUGGGUGUCUCACAUGGUGCACCUGCUGGCUGCACAGGAUGACACAAACGUUGUCGUCGUGGACUGGAACCGUGGCGCCGCUAACAUUAAUUAUUUCACUGCUGUGGCUAACAGCCGCAGUACUGCUAUUAACAUCUCCAGCUUCAUUCAGAAAAUGCAGGAACAUGGGGCCUCUUUGAGCUCCAUCCACUUAAUUGGAAUGAGCCUGGGGGCACACGUGGCUGGCUUUGUGGGGGCGAUGCUCAAAGGCAAGAUCGGCAGGAUCACAGGCCUAGACCCAGCAGGGCCCCUGUUCAAUGGGGUACCCCCAGCAGAGCGUCUGGACCCCACAGAUGCCCAGUUUGUUGAUGUUCUGCACACCGACAUGCACGGCCUGGGGUACAAAGGGUCCCUGGGACACAUCGACUUCUAUGCUAAUGGGGGAGCCGAGCAGCCCGGCUGUCCCAAGUCCAUCUUCGCAGGAAAGUCGUACUUUGUGUGUGACCACCAGAGGGCAGUCUUCCUCUUUCUCUGUGCCCUCAACAAGACAUGCAGCUUCACCGCCUACCCGUGCUCGUCUUACUCCGACUUCCAGGAUGGGCGGUGCCUCUCCUGUGAGCCGCUGAGGCCCGCACCCUGCCCUGUCUUUGGUUAUGACGUCAGAGGGUGGAGGGACGCCGUGGUGCAGCGGGGCCAAACCAGGGCCUAUUUCUCCACUGCCGCAGAGUCACCUUACUGCAAGAGCAGCUACCGUGUGGACAUGAUGACCUGGAACCAGUUCACACGCUGGGGGACUGUGGUCCUCAAGUUACACAGCGGCAGGAGGGUGACAGAGACUCGCAUGGACCAUAAAGUGAUCCGGUUCGAGCAGUACACAGCCACUCGCAUGCUGGCCCAGUUUGACGAGGACCUGCACCCAGUCCAGAAGAUCUCCAUCCGCUUCAUCACGGGCAACAUGAUCGGGCCCAAGUACAAGCUGCGGAUGCUAUGGAUCCGGCUCACGCCGCUGGGCGAGCCCAACAGGCCACUGCUGUGCCGCUAUGACAUCAUCCUGGAGGAGAACACGGAAGCAUCAUUCAGGCCCAAGCCAUGUGAGGAGGCGGGCUUCUGAAGAGAGCAAGGAUCUUACUCAAGGAAGGGUUCCUACUAACUACCAAGGGGAUCUAGUACCAUAACAAGGGAACAGCCAAGCAGCGCCAAUGAACAGCUCACACUGUGUAGAUAUCAAGAGAGGAGUGUAACACUGUCGGAGAGCUUCCAGAUAUGGGAGAAGAACACACAGAGGUCAUGGAGAUGGCUGCUACCUCCCUGAGGUCUGGCUGGCUCUACAAAAUGACCGAUGGGCCACAGGGAAAUUGUACCUGCAGGGGGAGGGGGUCAAAUUCAGCGUUCAUGUCGCUGUGGGAGAUCACAGAUACCUCUUCAUACUGGAAAUGCCUUGUUAAGUUAGGACCUGAAUAAAGAGUAAUUUCACUUUGA